Molecule: messenger RNA, 3015 nt
Organism: Adineta steineri
Lineage: Eukaryota; Metazoa; Rotifera; Eurotatoria; Adinetida; Adinetidae
Source: the annotation of a GenBank genome assembly
AUGUCUGUGAGUAAUCAAUACCACAGGGUUGAAUCAGAAUUACAAUAUACGACGACGAACGAGCAUCAACAGGGAACAGUUCCAGAGGUGGCUGUACAACAACAUCCAUUGAAAACAAUUUCUACAUGGAUACAUGCUGUUUCUAAAACUAAAAUAAAAUUUAUGUGUGCAGGCUUGUUACUUCUCUUCAUCGUUAGUGUUGGCAUUAUAGCGUUGCACUAUCAUCGAGCAACACUAGUCACUGAUGCCAAUAUUGUGAGAGAACAAGAUGAAACAAAGAUGGUGCAUGAUUGGGAAAGUGGAGAGAAGACAGACAUAGACAAUGAGAUGUCAGAAAUGAAAACAUCACAACAACUCGAAAAAUUAGAUGAUGAGGACAAUGUUGAAAACAACAAUGAAAAACUUCCUCAACUACGAUCGUAUGUUCACCGGGAUAGAUCUAGUUCAUCUAAAAGUACUGGUUAUAUGAAUACUUAUAUUCGUUCAAAGGGUCGUCGUGAUGGUGGUAGACGAUCGUAUCAACGAUUUCGUUUUCCUGUUGCUCGAUAUAGUCGUCGUGACAUGCCUUUUAAGGGUCCCUUUCUUUCGUUCAUGCCCUGGACUCCAAUCGUUGCCGAUCGAUCCACAAAACAAACAAUUAUUUAUUCAAAAACAGAAGUCUAUGUUAUACCUCCAUUGAUUAAUACCUAUGGUGAUUCAUACUCGAUUGCAGAGCUCAUCGCUUCUAAAGAUGCGAGCUUAUACCGUAAUGGUGGACCACUGGUUGAUCCUAUUCAUAUGAAUCGUUUUUUCCAAAGACAAUCCUUAACCGGUCCAAAUAUUCCAAUGAUCAACUCUAGACAUGGCGGUUUUAAGGGUGGUGUUCGCACUAAUCUUGGUUCAUUCUCGAUUUCCAAACCGUAUGAAACACGAUCUAAUAUAGAUUCUACAUAUGAAUCGGAAGAAAAAGAAGACAGAAAAGAAUCAUCAGAAGAACAAGAACAAGAACAAGAAAACAAAUAUCGACCUGCUUCGAAUGUGAACAAUUAUUAUUAUAAAAGACCACGAAAACCAGUGCAUCGUCCAAAUGAACCUAGUAAAAUAAAACCGCAACCAAGUACAACAAAAUGUCAAAAACGUGUAUUGAAAGGUUCUCCGCCUCAUCCUUGGAAAAAAUUCUCAUCUGAGCCAUCGCAUUCAAAUGAAUCAAUUACAUUUUAUCUAAUUAUAAAACAAGAUCCAAUAGCACGAAAGAAAUUCGAAUCAUUAUUUUGGAAGAUUACCAAUCCCGAUAGCAAUCAAUAUCAACAAUGGUUAACACGUUCACAAAUAAACGCAAUUCUUAAAACUAAUACUGAAGCCUUGAAUGCAAUCAAACGUUGGAUUGCAAAGGAAUCUCUGAUAUCUGUAAACUUUAUCGGAGAUGAUACAAUUCAGAUUAAAACAACAGUUGAACAAGCAUCAAAACAUUUUUCAACUGAAUUUCAUCCUUAUCAAAAUUCUAAUACAGGACGAACCAUUCAUCGAACUUUUGAUGACAUUUGUUUGCCAGAUGAAAUAAACGAACAUGUUGAGUUUCAUCUUGGAUUAAAUGAUUUUCGAGUGAUUCAUAAAAAACCUACCAAAUCAUAUGAAACAAUUCGUUCCGCUUCAGUUGAUGCAUCAACUAGUGAUACAACAACAAUUGUUGCAACAACCGCUGCGAUCGUGACAAAACCAUACAUUAUCCCACAAUUCGUUAAAAAAUACUAUAACAUUCCAGAAGUUCAAAAAAAUGAUCCAUCAUCAGUUAUCUCACAAGGAUCAUUACAAUUUCUUGGUCAAUACUAUCGUGAACAAGAUUUACUUUUAUAUGCGAAAUUACUCGAGUUACCGAUUAAAUCUCUUAAGAAAAAUCAUAUUCGUGGAAGUAAUAAUCAAUCAAAUCCAGGUCUCGAAACAAUGUUAGAUGUCGAACAGAUGUCUGGUUUAAAUCCUUCAGCUGAAACUUGGUAUUUCAACUAUGAUAAGAGCUUUAACGAUUCAGGGUUUGGUGAAAAUUUCUUCUCAAUUGCACUUCUCUUAAAUCAACUGGAUGAUAUACCACAAGUUAUGUCUGUGUCAUACACUGAACCUGAAAUAGGUAUAUGCUCAGUUGUUAGCGACUGUGAUAAUAAGAUCAUGAUCGCAUCUCAGAAAUACAUAGAUCGUACAAAUCUUGAAUUCAUGAAACUAGGAAUGAGAGGUAUAACAAUUUUAGUUUCAAGUGGUGACGAUGGAGCGAAUGGUCUUGGAGGAAAUAAUGAAACAGUAAAUUGCACAAAUAAAGUGUUCUAUCCUGGAUAUCCAGGCACCUCUUCAUUCAUCACAUCAGUUGGGGGAACUGAAUUGAUGAAUAUGAUGUACGAAACAUUGCCUUAUCAACCAUCGGUUUGUUUGAAUAAGACAGCACCGGUUUCCUGUGUAUCAGAUGGAGAUGAAGUCGCUGCUGGUAUGGAUUACGGCUACACCAGUGGUGGUGGAUUCUCCACUGUUAUGGUCCAACCAUCCUACCAAAAAGAUGUUGUUAACCGAUACUUUCAAGAAAGCCAAUGUCUGAAUAGUGAAUUUCCAAAAGAGUAUCCUCCGUCAUCAAUGUACAAUCAAUAUGGGCGUGCUUUUCCCGAUGUGGCUGCACUUGGUGUAUAUAGUUUUACUGUAUGGAACGGUGUUUUCAGAAAAGUUGGUGGUACGAGUAUGUCAGCACCAAUGUGGGCUGGUAUUGUCUCAAUUCUGAAUUCAUAUUCGAUAAAUAUGACAAAUCGAACAUUAGGUUUUCUCAAUCCAUUGUUAUACAAGAUGGCCAAAGACUGUCCAAAGUGUUUUAAAGAUAUAACAUCAGGGGAUAACAUAUGUGUAAGAGAUACCUGCAAUGAUCAGUGUAAAGGUUUUCAAGCUAGUUGUGGUUGGGAUCCUGUAACAGGACUUGGCACUCCAAAUGUCGGAAAGAUGUUGAAAUAUAUAAAAAAGUUAUUAAAAAAGAAGAUGAAGGAAACCAACGGCUAUCACGAAGAGUAA